GUGGGCGGCGCUGUGAUGGAGAGGGUGAGCGAGAACCGGAGGCUGGCGGCGGUGGGGAAGCCCGUGCCGGGGAUCGGAGAGAUGGGGAACCGGAGGCCGCUCAGGGACAUCAACAACCUCGUCGGGGCACCGCCGUACCCCUCAGCGAUCGCCAAGAAACCAUUGCUAGAGAAGAGUGGGAAGGAGGUGCAGAAGCCGGCAUUGGCGGCGAACCGCCGGCCCAUCACGAGGAAUUUCACAGCCUCCUUGACGCGAAAACAGCAGCUUGACCAUCAGGUCGCCGUGACUGAUACAGCGGUGGCCUGCGUUGAUCCCGAGAAGAAGCCCAUCCCCGAUGGCACAGUUGAUGACGACGUGGAAUCGUGCCAAUCGAUCGACGACAUUGCCGUGGAUGAGGAAGAGUCAGAGUGCAAGGAUAUUGAUGAUGAGGAUGAAUCCAUGAUGGAUAUUGACAGUGCCGACUCAGGGAAUCCACUUGCAGCAACCGAGUACGUCGAAGAGAUGUACAAGUUCUAUAGAGAAAAUGAGGAAACAAGUUGUGUGCAGCCUGAUUACAUGUCCAGUCAAGAAGACAUUAAUGAAAAGAUGAGAGCAAUUCUGAUUGAUUGGCUCAUUGAGGUCCAUUACAAGUUUGAGCUGAUGGAUGAGACACUCUUUCUUACUGUGAACAUAAUAGACAGAUUCUUGGAAAAACAAGUUGUGCCAAGGAAGAAGUUGCAGCUAGUUGGAGUGACGGCUAUGCUCCUUGCUUGCAAAUACGAGGAAGUCUCAGUCCCUGUUGUUGAGGAUCUAGUGCUAAUUUCUGACCGGGCUUAUACAAAAGGACAAAUUCUGGAAAUGGAAAAGUUGAUCCUAAACACACUCCAGUUCAACAUGUCUGUACCAACACCUUACGUUUUUAUGAGAAGAUUUCUGAAGGCAGCUCAAUCUGACAAGCAGCUAGAGCUCCUUUCCUUUUUCAUUCUGGAGCUCUGCCUGGUGGAAUACCAAAUGCUCAAGUACCGACCUUCGCUUCUUGCUGCUGCUGCAGUUUACACAGCACAAUGUGCUCUCAUUCGUUGCCAGCAGUGGACAAAGACCUGCGAGCUACAUAGCAGAUACACCGGAGACCAGCUUUUUGAAUGCUCCAGGAUGAUGGUAGAUUUCCACCAUAAAGCCGGGGCUGGCAAGCUCACCGGCGUGCACAGGAAAUACAGUACGUUCAAGUUUGGGUGUGCAGCCAAAACGGAGCCCGCUCUCUUCUUGCUCGAGUCAGGAGGAGGAGGAGGUUACAAACGUUCAGGAGCAACCUAGUUGAAUGAAUCUAUUCCACUGGAUAGAUUUUUAACAUGGCGUGAGAACUACAGCAUAUGCAUGCUUGAUGUUGCACAAAAGUGCAGCACAUUUACCUUACUACAGCUCUUUUGUGGUAAUGUAGACUUGGUAUGUUUAUGUUGUGAAUGAUGGAUAAUCUGGGUAGUCAGUCCUUCAGUUAUAAUGGGGGGCUAAUAAAUGAUUCCAAUAUAAGCUGAAUCUUGUAAAAAGAUGAGAUGUGUUCUUGCCUAGCAUGAAUGAAGAAAAUAACUUGCAUGUUCAGAAUUUCA
Molecule: messenger RNA, 1583 nt
Organism: Oryza brachyantha (malo sina)
Lineage: Eukaryota; Viridiplantae; Streptophyta; Magnoliopsida; Poales; Poaceae
Product: cyclin-B2-1
Exons: 10
Coding region: 16-1293 (425 amino acids)
Biological process (GO): mitotic cell cycle phase transition; regulation of cyclin-dependent protein serine/threonine kinase activity
Cellular component (GO): nucleus; centrosome; cytoplasm
Molecular function (GO): cyclin-dependent protein serine/threonine kinase regulator activity
Source: RefSeq, a predicted model, not a curated record